Messenger RNA from Physella acuta, 1501 nucleotides. RefSeq lists its product as uncharacterized. The record is from RefSeq and is a predicted model, not a curated record. Lineage: Eukaryota; Metazoa; Mollusca; Gastropoda; Physidae.
GUAGACAAUCGGUGUAGAGAAUUACUUCACUCUACAAACACGACAGUACUCUACAGUCUAGAAAUCUAUGGAAUUUUACUUUGUCAACGGCAACAAUAACUCCACUGUACAUCUAGACUCUACCUAACUAACACCACAAGGACCAGUUUGAGACAGCGCUAUGGAAGUCGAGGCCAGCAUUCCCCAGCACAGGGAAGAAGACUUGAGAGCUUUAAUCUACACAUACAACAACUACAAGGCGACGACUGCGUACAAAAAAGGCCACGUGGUCUGCAUGUACCUUGACAACAAAUCUGUGCUGACUUGUACCAUGAGGCAACUCCAGGCUUUGGUUGAUCAGAACACGAACAUUAAUUACAAAUAUAACCGGAAAACUCUUCUCAGCUAUAUAAAUCAAGUGAUUUACAGAGUCAAAAAAUGUUUACCUGGCAAGAUAUGGUCAAACACGCCAGGUAAACAGUGUAUCCCUGAGCAAGAAUGGUCUAACAUACUCCACUUCUUAGAGGAACCUUUCAGAAUCCCUUUUUCCUGGGGGAACUUAAAAGGGAACCAAGCCCUGCAAAAAUUACCCGUGUCCAUUUAUCAGUUAGCACAUGUCUCUAAAGCGUUUAAAGCAGUUCAUGGGAAUAAAGGCGAAGAGUUGAUGGAUGGUGUAUCCACGGAUGAGGGCAGAGCACACGUCUCUAAAGUGUUUAAAGCAGUUCAUGGGAAUAAAAGCGAAGAGUUGAUGGAUGGUGUAUCCACUGAUGAGGGCAGAGCACACGUCUCUAAAGCGUUUAAAGCAGUUCAUGGGAAUAAAAGCGAAGAGUUGAUGGAUGGUGAAUCCACGGAUGAGGGCAAAAAAUGUAUUGCCACACCGGAGGAUGAUGCUUCACCUUGUAUUAACACUAGGAAAUUUAAAACCACAUGCAAUAAGUCUGUUGCCGUGAAUACGGACAGAAAGGUUAACACCGGAUAUAAACGGAAAAAUAAAAAAAUUAAAAUCACACCCAGCAAUGAAGGCGCUAAUCCAGUUGAAACAUCCAACGAUAAAUUAACCGAGAUUAACAAACAGCUACGUGCAAAGAUUGCGAAAUAUCAAAACGCAUUAAACGACCCCAAGAUCAAAAGAUUUAAAUACCUUGACAAGAAAAUUGAGAGACUGCUAGCUCGCAGGUUAAGACGGCGAAUUUUGAUAAAAAAUUUAAAACGCGAUGUUUCAAUUUUACGUUCAAAACAUCAAAAGCAAGCUGCCGCCCUAGAUUCUUAUGAAAAACAUUUGCAAACACAGCGGCAGAAAAUUGAUGAGUUAAAAAUAGACUAUGAGAAGAAGAGCCUAGAGCUGGACAUGUUGCAAAAAACAUUUAAAGAACAGUUUCACUCUAUAAAUAGACUGAAGAGAGAGUUGGUGGAUGUCAGGAAAUUGUCUGACAACGCCCAGUGUGAGCUAGAGGAGGCUAGGGAGGAGCUUAUUAGGGAGGAACUGGCAGAGGGAGGAGCUUAUUAAGGAGGAACUGGCAGA